AAUUCAAGAACAUUUGUGGUAGCAACUGAUAACAGAAACAGAUUCACAGGAGAAUGUAAAAGUGCCCUUCUCAUGGAAGUGUCAGCAGCCUUUUAUCUGAAACGUCCAAGAGGCACAGAUGUCUUGGCUCCAUGGUUUUCCAUAUUCUGCAAUGAGUACGUAAAAGAAAAAGAGCAGGAAAUAUUAGUAACCUUUAAAGGGAAAUGUUUCCAAAGGUUCUGUGAGGUUUGGUCUCUCCUCUUUGAAGCCACUUUCAGCUGUGAGUUCUUGUAGGAGUGGGAAAUCACAGAAUCCGAGGUUCGGUCGGUGUGUUUCUUUAAGAACCCCACAGAAUGAAGGUGUGAAUGAGCGAGGAGGUGCCUCCGGCCGCACUGAGUGAGAUCUGCCUUCGUCUUUUGUGCCAUGAUGACAUAGACCACGUCAAGCAGCUCUGUGGUGACUGGUUCCCUAUUGAGUACCCUGACUCAUGGUAUCGAGAUAUCACCUCCAACAAGAAGUUUUUCUCCCUGGCGGCCACCUACCGGGGCACCAUCGUGGGGAUGAUAGUGGCCGAGAUCAAGAGCCGGACAAAGGUGCACAAAGAGGAUGGUGACAUUUUAGCUUCUGGGUUUCCAGUUGACACUCAGGUUGCUUAUAUCUUAAGCCUCGGAGUGGUUAAGGAAUUUCGAAAGCAUGGCAUCGGAUCUCUGUUACUUGAAAGCUUGAAGGAUCACAUAUCAACGACUGCCCAAGACCACUGCAAGGCCAUCUACCUGCACGUCCUCACCACUAACAACACGGCAAUAAAUUUCUAUGAAAACAGAGACUUUAAGCAGCACCAUUACCUGCCCUAUUAUUAUUCCAUAAGAGGGGUCCUCAAAGAUGGCUUCACGUACGUCCUGUACCUCAACGGAGGGCACCCUCCGUGGACAAUCUUCGAUUAUCUCCAGCACAUCGGCUCGACCUUGGCCAAUCUGAGCCCCUGUACGAUUCCCCAGCGGAUUUACCGCCAAGCCCAGAGCCUCCUCUGCAGCCUCUUGCCGUGGUCGGGCAUUUCGGCAAAGAGCGGCAUUGAAUAUAGCCGGACCAUGUGAUUCUCAAGGCAGGUCCUUCUCGGCGUUGCUACCACGGCCCAGCUCGGUGGCAAGGAAGCUGGCCGUGCCCUUUCCACCCAUGCCUGCCCUCUGAACCCAGACGCGCCUCUCUGUGAACGGGAAUUCCUCUUCUUGGCCUGCUCCCCCUGCUGUCCCACCUGGGCCCAAAGUGUCGGGAGGAAAACCUAGCUGGACCCCCACUGUUCCCCUGAGCCAGAGGUGAGCGGCCGUUGCUCCCAGGCCGGCCUCUCUGCAGCUGCCCGGGCCAUGCAGCGUGUGGGGUGACAGGGAGAGACUGUGCCUGGGCACCCUUGGGGCUGGGCCAAGGAGCCACGGGGCCCAAGGCCACGAGUGGAGAAAGCAGGAGCCGUUGCUUUGUAAGCCACUCCCGUGUUUCUCCUGCUGCUGCUGCUGCUGCUGAGAAGCCUUGGGGUGGGGGGGCCUCGGGCCCUCUCCUCUUCUACUUCCCCAUCGUGACAAGGGCUCCCAGGGCCCACUUGUGGUUUUACACUUAAAGUAUCCAAGUGAUGCACGGGACGAAGUGGCUCUUUUAUAGUGGUGUGUGUUGAAGUGUGUAUGUGUGUGCGUGUGCGCAUGUACUGUCAUCUUGGUAAACAAGGUGCGUCGGUCAUACUGCCUCUGGUGUAAGUGAGAACAAUGGCAGGGCAAGGGUCCUCUGAAGAGAAAGGAGGAGCUGAG
Pogona vitticeps (central bearded dragon) is the source of this 1772-nucleotide messenger RNA. The record is from RefSeq and is a predicted model, not a curated record. Lineage: Eukaryota; Metazoa; Chordata; Lepidosauria; Squamata; Agamidae.